This is a messenger RNA of Suillus paluster, 396 nucleotides long. RefSeq lists its product as uncharacterized. Bases 1 to 396 code for a protein of 131 amino acids. NCBI's taxonomy places the organism in Eukaryota, Fungi, Basidiomycota, Agaricomycetes, Boletales, Suillaceae. The record is from RefSeq and is a predicted model, not a curated record. The transcript has a single exon.
AUGGGAGGACAAUGGGAGGAUGGGAGAAUGGGAGAAUGGGAUGACAGGAGGAUGGGAAGACAGGAGGACAGGAGGACAAUGGGAGGACAAUGGGAGGAUGGGACAUGGGACACGGGAAACAGGACACAGGAAACAGGACACGGGACACGGGACACGGGACACGGGACACGGGACACGGGACACGGGACACGGGACACAGGACACGGGACACAGGACACGGGACACAGGACACAGGACACAGGACACAGGACACAGGACACAGGACACAGGACACAGGACACAGGACACAGGACAACAGGACACAGGACAACAGGACAACAGGACAGUGGGACACAGAACCAUGGGACAUGGGAAAUAGGAAAUCAGAUAAUUGGGAGGAAGUGUAUGAGUCAAUAG